GUUAACAUCACCAGGGUCUUUGUUUUCCAUUCACCUUUCAGAUUCCAGAUUUGAUCCACCUGCUUUUGUUCUGGAUACACAGCGCAGCGGUCUGUAGUGAGCGUUUGGUUUUGGACUCAAAGCAUGGAAACUUCUUUAAUGGACAUUUUGUGAACUUUUAAAUCCAACUCUUCUUGUUGUCCUGGGAUGAAAAACUAAACUACAUGAAUGUCAUAUUUUUCCAGAUGAGGACUUUUGAGCUGCUAAUCAGUUCCGGCUGAUCACCACACCAGUUUUGCAGCUGUGAUCGCAGUGACGAUGUUUCACUUUUACACCUCGCACUAUUUGUUGUUUUUUGCUGCUUUUUGGAGCCUCAGCUACCCGGGCUUGCUUAACGCCUGGUCGGGGAUCCAUGGAAGCAAGUCCAAGGACCAGCUGGAUCCCAAUGUAAGGGACUGGGGGGAUUAUUCAGACCUCCCCCCGGGUGUAGAGCAUGGAUUAGGACUGGAAGAAGAAGACAACAAGUAUGGAAACAACAAGCGAGUGGAGGAGCCGUCUUCCAGCCUCGCUCCAGAGCUGGACUUCUUGGCUGACUUUGCAGGUAAAAAGCGGCUAUGGGUGAUCACAGCUCCUUCACACAAUGACCACUACCUUCGCAUGAUGGAGAAACAGCUUGAGGACACAGAGCAGAAAGGUCUGAACUGCCUGCUGGCAGAAAGAGACACCUUCAUUAUUACCAUCAUACAGAAUGCCAUGAUGGAGGGUCGGAUCCAGAAGACAACUAUUCAAGGGGAGGCGACAGUGGAGAGUCUGGACCCUGACACCGUCACCAAGCUGCUGCACCACCUGGAGCUCAACAGCCAAGAGUUCAACAUGCUGGUCAUGAAGAAGAACCUGCGGGUCAGUGAGCGCUUCCCUUACCCAGUCCGCACUGAAGCCAUUUUGGAGCUUAUUGAUCAGUUUCCAAUGAGAAAGCUGGAGAAGAUGACCAGAAAGGGAUCCAAUAUGAGGUGUAAAAGCACAAAAAAGAAGGUUGUGGUGAAAAGGAUGAAGAAAAAGAUGGUGUUGAGCCCACAGAGGCGAGGAAAUGUGACCUCUGUCAUGGCGAUGCAAAGGAAACCUCCUCUGGAUAAAAAAGCUGCUCUGAAGAGUAAAAUCCAGGAUAUAUUGAAUGGGCGGUCGAGGUUUGUCAUCCGUAAGACCCCCUCGGCAGGAUCCAUAAAGGUGAAGGACCCUAACACUGUCCAACGGGUGACAUCUAAUCAACGGGAGAAAGGAAGAGCAUCCAGUUCUUCUUCUGUUUCAAGAAAUGAGGACAUAAAGAAAGCCAGACCCGACUCUCCAGUGGAAGAAGAGAAGAGCAAACACGCAGGGCAGAACAAUGAAGAUAAAACAGAACCUAAAGAAAAGAUGGACGCACAGGAGAAACAGAGCUCGAAGAAAAAAGGCAAAGGGAAGAAAGGAAAGAAGGGGAAAGGAAGAGGGAAAAAGUCCAAUAAAGAGGCAAGUGAGAAGGAUAAAACAGCCCUGAAGGAAUUUCUGGAUGGUUUGAAAGGGACAAGAAGGCUGAUGGUGAUUUCAACACCCAGCCGUGAAGCCACACUUUACAUCCAGCAGAACGAGGAGAACAAGAAGCAACGCUGCCAGCUGGCGAUCAGGAAGAUCACUGUAGUGACUCUGGUCGGAGAGGGGAGCCAAGCCUCGCUCACCCUGGAGCACCAACAGCUGGAGUCGGAGCCUCGACUGAGCGACCGAUCCGACCGGUUCUCCGAUCCAGAGCUGAUCUCUCUGCUGAGGACGGAGCUCGGCUUGUCAUCCUCUGACCUCUUUUCAAUGACCGUCACUGAUUAUGACAUCAAAUCAAAUCGAGUUUUUGAAGCUCCUCCAUCAAGCUCAGCUUUGUUCGAGUACAUUGACAACUUUCCCUCGAGGCACUCAGAGAAAGAGAGGGAGAGGAAGAGCCCUUCAGUCUGCGCCAAACACACACAAGAGCCGGCGGCUGAAAACACACUGCUCAGGUUCAUGUCUAAGAGGAGGCUGUUGCUCAUUUCUGCUCCCUCUGAAGAUGAUUACUCUCUCCAACAACAGCUGUCUGCUCUCAGCGGUCAGGGGUGUCACCUGGGUAUUCGACACUUCGCCAUGUUAAAGUUGACAGGAAGUGGACAAAAAGCAUCAGGAACUGUUGAGCUUUUUCCUUUAAACGGUCGCAGUCAGAGUGAGGUUGAGACUCUCCCUCGUGAGAUGGUCAACAAUCUCAGGGACCAGCUGAAGAUCAGCAAAGACUACUUCAGCAUGCUGGUGGUGGGGAAGGACGGCGACGUCAAGGCGUGGUUCCCGUCGCCCAUGUGGUCCCUGGAUAACGUCUACGACCUGGUGGACUCGAUGGAGCUCCGCCUGCAGGAGGAGAGGCUGCAGAAGAGGCUGGGAAUCCACUGCCCCGAGGAGAGGGGAAGAGGAGGCAGCGAGGACGAACACUACGGCGGAUAUGAAAGAGCGGAGGAUUCCUAUCCGUACCACCGACCGGAGGAGUAAAGGAGAGCGGCGACGCAGCAGAGAGAGGAAGAUGUAUCUAAUUUCUUAAGAGAGAAAUGCAGCAACAUGUGGAUCUGACACAAGCAGACAAAGAAACAAUGAACUUUAAAAAAAAAAAAGAACGCAAGUCCUAAAAAAAAAAAAUCAUGCUGAUGUUUCUUGAUUGCCA
Molecule: messenger RNA, 2680 nt
Organism: Salarias fasciatus (jewelled blenny)
Lineage: Eukaryota; Metazoa; Chordata; Actinopteri; Blenniiformes; Blenniidae
Gene: ccdc80l2
Product: coiled-coil domain containing 80 like 2
Exons: 12
Coding region: 298-2511 (737 amino acids)
Biological process (GO): extracellular matrix organization; positive regulation of cell-substrate adhesion
Cellular component (GO): basement membrane
Source: RefSeq, a predicted model, not a curated record